This is a messenger RNA of Didymodactylos carnosus, 1191 nucleotides long. The record is from the annotation of a GenBank genome assembly. NCBI's taxonomy places the organism in Eukaryota, Metazoa, Rotifera, Eurotatoria, Philodinida, Philodinidae.
AUGGACGAUAUGUUCAUUAGUCAAAUAUGGCAAAAACAAACAGAAUUUCAAAUGCCAACACCAUUAAAUCAAAUGCAACAAGCAGAUUAUCAAAAAUGUAUUAAUAAAUUUUCUGCUCUAUUUAAUCUUCCAUUACGUGUUCGAUGUAUAUCGGUGGAAACUUUGUGGAAUGGAAACAUUGAACAAGCAACAAUCAGUUCUCAAAAUCGGAAUCCAUUGAAAAUGUAUUGGCAGCGAAAUAUAACAGAACUUCGUCUAGUUCUUAAUAGAAAAAUGUUGACAACUGAAUUAUUACCAGUAGCAAUGAGAGAUGAUUUAAAUAAAUUAUUAAAUGUAACGAUGAUAGAAAUUCAUCGCCAUCGUCGAAUUCAAUUAACACGAUUCGUUAAACAAGAUGUACUUACUCCAUGUCUCACAUUUCAUUUUAACAUAAUUGAUGACCAAAAUGUACUGGUUAUUACCAUAAAUGGAAAACAAAGUACGUUAGAAUUUAACAUACCACCUGUAAGUACAAUAUCAGGUGAGAAUAGUAGAGGAAGAGGAAUUAUGACAACAAAAACUGUCAAACCCUCACAGUCAUUAGCAUUUACCAAAACGGUACACCAAAGGCAAUAUUCACCCUACAGGAGAGCAGUUGAAAGCACUCAACCAACAACUUUAUUGCAGAACACAUCAGUUAUACCUUGGAGAUUACCAGAAAGACGAUCGGUGCUAUCGAGCACAAUCAAUAUUGACGUACAAAGUCAAGUGAAUGACAACAAUGAAGACAUAGAACACAUGUCAACGAAUGCAAUUUUUGAUACUUUGAAAUCAAUAACACAAACAGUAAUUACCAGUACAAUAAAUCCACUAUCAGCUCAACAUAGCAAUCGUUUCAGUUCAGAUAAUCAUAUUGGUACAACAAAUAAUGACGAACUCGUAUUACUGCCAACUCACGAUGAGCAACAAAGAGUGCAUCAGUACUCCUUAAACACUUUGUCUUCAAGAUCAACGUUAACAACAAUGAAAGAUGAUGAAAACAAACGUACGUUUCAUGGUACAUAUAAAAAAAUGGGCGAAGAUGCUCAAUUAAGACCAAUAACAUGCUUAUUCAAUAUCAUAUUAGAUGUCGAUGUCCAAUUAGCAUUAACCUUAGCUGAAUUUGGAUUGUCGGCACAACCAACCACUGAACUUGAAGAAAAUGUAUUAUGA